AUGCUGAGCUCUGAGCUGUCAGGAGGGACCUCCAGGAGCCUGCUGACCACCCUGGCCUCUGUUUGCCCCUGGGAGAGCACAGCCAGGGAGCAGCCACCAGAGAAACCCCAACCCAGGAGCCCAGUGCUGCCCAAAGCUCCUUCCAAGAGGUCCCAGAGCAGGGAGAGCCUCAAGGCUGAGGUCUGCCCUUGGGAGGCUCCAGGGGCUGGAGCUGGUGGGAAAGCAGAGGUCUGCCCCUGGGAGGCUGCAGAGGUGGAAUCCACUCAGAAAGCAGAGAUCUGCCCCUGGGAGAGCACAGCCAGGGAGCAGCCACCAGAGAAACCUCAACCCAGGAGCCCAACACUGCCCAAAGCUCCUUCCAAGAGGUCCCAGAGCAGGGAGAGCCUCAAGGCUGAGGUCUGCCCCUGGGAGAGCACAGACAGGGAGCAGUCCCCACCACAACCUCCUGCCAGGAGCCCAACACUGCCCAAAGCUCCUUCCAAGAAGUCCCAGAGUGGAGACAGCCUCAAGGCUGAGGUCUGCCCCUGGGAGGCUGCAGGGGCUGGAGCUGGUGGGAAAGCAGAGGUCUGCCCCUGGGAGGUGGCUGCUCCAGCACCAGCUAAAGAGAAACCAAGGCAGGCCCAGGCUGCUCUGUCCAUGGUGAGCAGAAGCUCCUGGAGAGGCAAAGGUGUCCAGGGAGAGACUGGAGGCAGCACAGCUGGGAGGAAGGAGGCAGCAAGCAGUGGCCCUGAGUCCAUCUGCCCCUGGGAGAGCACAGACACAGAGAGCUCCUCCCCAGGGCAUGGGACGAGGAGCACAGAGCUGCUGGGAGCCUCCAGCAGGAAAGCAGAGAGCAGGGAGAGCCUCAAGGCUGAGGUCUGCCCCUGGGAGGCUGCAGAGGUGGAAUCCACUCAGAAAGCAGAGGUCUGCCCCUGGGAGAGCACAGCCAGGGAGCAGCCACCAGAGAAAUCCCAACCCAGGAGCCCAGUGCUGCCCAAAGCUCCUUCCAAGAGGUCCCAGAGUGGAGACAGCCUCAAGGCUGAGGUCUGCCCUUGGGAGGCUCCAGGGGCUGGAGCUGGUGGGAAAGCAGAGGUCUGUCCCUGGGAGGCUGCAGAGGUGGAAUCCACUCAGAAAGCAGAGGUCUGCCCCUGGGAGAGCACAGAUGUGAAGCAGCCACCAGAGAAACCCCAACCCAGGAGCCCAACACUGCCCAAAGCUGCUUCCAAGAGGUCCCAGAGCAGGGAGAGCCUCAAGGCUGAGGUCUGCCCCUGGGAGAGCACAGCCAGGGAGCAGUCCCCACCACAACCUUCUGCCAGGAGCCCAACACUGCCCAAAGCUGCUUCCAAGAAGUGCCAGAGUGGAGACAGCCUCAAGGCUGAGGUCUGUCCCUGGGAGGCUGCAGAGGCUGGAGCUGGUGGGAAAGCAGAGGUCUGCCCCUGGGAGAGCACAGAUGUGAAGCAGCCACCAGAGAAACCUCAACCCAGGAGCCCAGUGCUGCCCAAAGCUGCUUCCAAGAAGUCCCAGAGCAGGGAGAGCCUCAAGGCUGAGGUCUGCCCCUGGGAGAGCACAGAUGUGAAGCAGCCACCAGAGAAACCCCAACCCAGGAGCCCAGUGCUGCCCAAAGUUCCUUCCAAGAGGUCCCAGAGUGGAGACAGCCUCAAGGCUGAGGUCUGUCCCUGGGAGGCUGCAGAGGUGGAAUCCACUCAGAAAGCAGAGAUCUGCCCCUGGGAGAGCACAGAUGUGAAGCAGCCACCAGAGAAACCCCAACCCAGGAGCCCAACACUGCCCAAAGCUCCUUCCAAGAGGUCCCAGAGCAGGGAGAGCCUCAAGGCUGAGGUCUGCCCCUGGGAGGCUCCAGGGGCUGGAGCUGGUGGGGAAGCCAGCUUCUCACUGACUGAAGGCCACUCCUGA
Molecule: messenger RNA, 1890 nt
Organism: Dryobates pubescens (Downy woodpecker)
Lineage: Eukaryota; Metazoa; Chordata; Aves; Piciformes; Picidae
Product: probable G-protein coupled receptor 179
Exons: 4
Coding region: 1-1890 (629 amino acids)
Source: RefSeq, a predicted model, not a curated record